AUGGGCGCGUUCAAUCUCGAGACAUGUGCUCGGCCUAACAUACUUACCCUUGAGCCGUAUCGCUGCGCCCGGGACGACUACAAAGACGACGGCUCCAACAUCUUGUUAGAUGCAAACGAGAAUGCCUACGGCCCAUCAAUCGCCGGUGACGGCAUGGCGGCGGCCCAGCGCGGCGCCUCGGAGCCCGCGCUGGACUUUCUAGGCCUGCACCGGUACCCGGACCCGCACCAGGCGGACCUGAAGGAGCUGUUCUGCCGGUACCGCAACACGCACGCGCACACGGCCCAGACGCUCACGCCGGACAACCUGUUCGUCGGCGUCGGCAGCGACGAGGCCAUCGACGCCUUACUGAGGUGCUUCUGCGUUCCCGGGCGGGACCGCAUCCUCGUGUGCCCGCCGACGUACGGCAUGUACUCGGUCUCGGCGCAGGUCAACGACGUGGGGCUGGUGCGGGUGCCGCUCCUGCCCGCGCCCACCUUCGGCCUGGACGUCGAGGGGGUGUGCGCCGCCCUGGCCGCCGAGCGCGACGUCAAGCUCGUCUACCUCUGCUCGCCGGGCAACCCGACGGGCUCGCGGCUGGCCAAGGCGGACGUCCGCGCCGUACUCGAGCACCCGACGUGGAACGGCGUCGUGAUCCUGGACGAGGCCUACGUCGACUUCGCGCCCGACGACGCCUCCCUGGCCGAGUGGGUCCUCGAGUGGCCCAACCUCGUCGUCAUGCAGACCCUCUCCAAGGCCUUCGGCAUGGCCGGCAUCCGCCUCGGCGCCGCCUUCGCCUCCGCCCCCGUCGCCCGCCUCCUCAACAGCCUCAAGGCCCCCUACAACAUCUCCAGCCCCACGAGCGCCCUGGCCUGCCACGCCCUGGACGCCCCGGGCCUGGCCGUCAUGCGCGCCAACAGGGCGAGGAUAGUCGAGCAGCGCUCGAGGCUGCUGGAGGAGCUGCCGCGGAUCGAGGGCGUCGGCCGCCUGCGCGGCGGCGCCGACAGCAACUUCCUGCUCUUCGAGAUGCUCGACGCCACGUCGCGGCCCGACAACGCCACCGCGCUGGCCGUCUACCAGCGGCUGGCGGAGACCAAGGGGGUCGUCGUCCGCUUCCGCGGCAAGGAGCACGGCUGCCUGGGAUGCCUGAGGAUCACGGUCGGCACCGCGGACGAGGUCACCCGGUUUUUGGAAUCGCUCGGGAAGGCGUUAGCCGAGGUGCGCGGGGGUUCAGCCCCCGAGGGGCGAGGAGAGUAG
Messenger RNA from Phialemonium atrogriseum, 1236 nucleotides. Its product is annotated as putative histidinol-phosphate aminotransferase. The record is from RefSeq and is a predicted model, not a curated record. The transcript has 2 exons. The coding region runs from base 1 to 1236 and encodes 411 amino acids. Lineage: Eukaryota; Fungi; Ascomycota; Sordariomycetes; Cephalothecales; Cephalothecaceae. Gene Ontology annotation, biological process: L-histidine biosynthetic process. Gene Ontology annotation, molecular function: L-histidinol-phosphate:2-oxoglutarate transaminase activity; pyridoxal phosphate binding.